Messenger RNA from Tripterygium wilfordii, 795 nucleotides. Its product is annotated as protein disulfide-isomerase 5-1-like. Gene Ontology annotation, molecular function: protein disulfide isomerase activity. NCBI's taxonomy places the organism in Eukaryota, Viridiplantae, Streptophyta, Magnoliopsida, Celastrales, Celastraceae. The transcript has 4 exons. The record is from RefSeq and is a predicted model, not a curated record. Gene Ontology annotation, cellular component: endoplasmic reticulum. The coding region runs from base 89 to 529 and encodes 146 amino acids. Gene Ontology annotation, biological process: protein folding.
ACAGCUUCUUUUAACCGAUACAGCGACGGUCUCUCUCAACACUUCCAUUGCGAGUAUUCGCGAAUCCGAAACAGCAGCAGCAGCCGCCAUGGAAGUGUUACACCGGACAAUAUCGCUUUUGUUGCUUCUACUACUGAGCUCGAUCUCUCUGAAAACUCAAGCCGAAGUGAUGGAACUAACCACCGAAACCUUCUCUGAUAAGGUUAAGGAGAAAGACACUGCAUGGUUUGUGAAAUUUUGUGUUCCUUGGUGCAAGCAUUGUAAAAACUUGGGGUCACUGUGGGAGGAUCUAGGGAGGGUUAUGGAAGGAGAAGUCGAAAUAGAGAUCGGAGAAGUUCACUGUGGUACAAGCAAAACUGCAUGUACAAAAGUCGACAUUCACUCGUAUCCUACAUUUAAGCUCUUCUAUAAUGGAGAAGAAGUUGCAAAAUAUCAAGGGCCAAGAGACGUUGAAUCACUCAAGGCAUUUGUUUUGGAAGAGGCAGAGAAGGCAGCCAAAGCUCAAUUUGAGAAGGAUAGUGAUCUGUAAUUGAUGUAGGUGCCUGUUUCAUUAUUGCAUUUACUUGUUUUAUUUUGAUCUCGUCCUUUUUUUAGAGAUUGCUUGCUUGGGUGAAAAAGAAGGGGCGUAGGAGGAUGUUCCCUCGCAUAUUAAUUUUGGAAUCUGUUAGUGUUAUAUGCAUACAUAAAACAUACCUUCUGAUGUGUCAUUUGCUAUUGGUCUUACAACAAUCAUUCUUGAUGUACAGCAGACAGAACUCAGAAGACUCUUGAUAGAACGAGUAAAACCAGUUUUUU